UGUGCGUCCCUAGCGGCCGGCUUUGGCUCAGCACGGAUCAGGAACGCCUUGUUCAGCAGACGGCGGCCUCUGACCGUCGCGGUGACUUGAGCUGGAGCCUGCUGACCUCGUCUGCCGUCAGGGCAGGGGUGGAAGCACUGGAGCGGGAGCCUCAGAGUCACGGGCGAGGACCAAGUAGACCUGACCGCCGGGGAGAUCGGCUGCGGAGCUCGUCCUCCACGCAGCCUAGCGCUGCCCCGCCCCCCCAGGGGUUGGGGUCCCUUCAAGUUUUGAGGCGGCGGGACAGUACUAGUCUGGCCUGCCUUGCAGCCCUAGCUCGAUCGCGUGCGUGUUUGGUGGGCGGACGUGCGGAACCCCUAGCCUAUGAGGGAAGCAGGCUCCGCUGUGGGGAGGGCAGGUGCAGGGUCUCGGGGGGCCUUGUGGGCGUGGAAGCGGCAGGGAGUCCGUUUCCCUCAUGGUUCUUUUCUCCCACAGCCCUUGGGUCCCGCCAUCACCCGCAGGGCGCACAGAACCGGCCAGAAUUGGCCGUGGGGAUGGCCGCCAGGGUCCGGACAGCUGCCAUCUGGGUCCCACCUCUCCAGGAACGAGACAGUGCAUGUGAGAGGAUCAAAAAGCCCCAAGGUGAGGAAUCCAUCCUGGGUGAGGAGACCACUGAGCAGAGGCCUCUCCCUGGAGGAGAGGGGCAGAGGCACAGGAGUCCCAGGACAGAGCGGGUCCUUGAAUGGCUAUUUAUUUCCCAGGAGCAGUUGAAAACCACCAAGUCCUGGGGACCAUUGUCCUUCAUGGAUGUAUUUGUUGACUUCACCUGGGAGGAGUGGCAACUGCUGGACCCAGCUCAGAAGCACCUAUACAGGAGUGUGAUGUUGGAGAACUAUAGCAACCUGGUGUCCCUGGGGUAUCAGCACACCAAACCCAGGAUCAUUUUCCAGUUGGAACAAGAAGAGCCACGGUUGAUGCAAAUCCCAAGUCAGGGCCAUCCAGUGAUGCUAAUGAGAAGUCAGAUGCCAUUAUAAAUUUUGAUCCAUUGUAUGAAACUUUUUUUGGUUUCUCUGGAAGCUUUACUAGCUGCUGCUUGUCGUCAGUGUUCUGAAACAUCACGAUGAUGUUUCUUAUAAAGUGUGGGAAAUUGAUCAUAUGGAAUGGCAUCGGGAAAAACAAGUCAAGCUGGGAAGUGUUGCAAAAGGCUAUCAGUGUACUACAUUUGGAAGACUAUGUCUUCUUAGUGCAAAUUAUGUUUCUUCAAGACAAAAGCUUCAUACAUGUGUCACACAUGAAAAGAGUUUGAAAUAUAAUAUAGAUUUCAGUAAUAAUUAUGCUGGAAAGAAUCCUAAUGGGUUUCAUGCAGUUAGGGAAUCAUUCUUCCAUUCUAAACAUGAACAAGCAGUUAUUGGAAUAAAAUACAGUGAAACUAAUGAAUUUGGAAAAGCUAUCAACAGAAAGUCACAGCUCAUAUAUCAGCCAGUGCAUAUGAGAGGGAAACCCUUUGAAUGCAGUUUCUGUGGGAAGGCCUUCAGUGCCAAGUCCUAUGUUGUGGUACAUCAGCAAACUCAUGCAGAAGAAAAACCCUACAAAUGCAAUGGAUGUGAGAAAGACUUCAGCAGUAAGUCCUACUUCAUUGUUCAUCAGAGAACUCAUGCAGGAGAGAAACUCCAUGAAUGCAGUGAAUGUGGGAAAACUUUCAGUUUCAGUUCACAACUCAUUAUACAUCAGCAAAUUCACACAGGGAAGACUCCCCAUGAAUGCUGUGAAUGUGGAAAAGUCUUCAGUAGGAAAGUUCAGCUCAUUUCACACCAGAGAACUCAUGCAGGAAAGAAACCUUAUGGGUGUAAUGAAUGUGGGAAAACUUUUGGCUUGAAAUCACAGCUCAUUGUACAUCAGAGAAUUCAUACAGGAGAGAAGCCCUUUGAAUGCAGUGAUUGUCAGAAAGCCUUUAAUACAAAGUCAAACCUUAUUGUACAUCAGAGAACACACACGGGGGAGAAACCUUAUGGUUGUAGUGAAUGUGGGAAAGCCUUUACUUUCAAGUCACAGCUCAUUGUACAUCAGGGAGCACACACUGGGGUAAAACCCUAUGGAUGUAAUCAGUGUGGAAAAGCUUUCAGUUUGAAGUCACAGCUCAUUGUACAUCAGAGGAGUCACACAGGAGUGAAACCCUUUGGAUGCAGUGAAUGUGGGAAAGCUUUCAGAAGCAAAUCCUACCUCAUUAUACAUAUGAGGACUCACACUGGAGAGAAGCUCCAUGAAUGCAGUGAAUGUGGAAGAGCCUUCAGUUUUAACUCACAACUCGUUAUACAUCAGAGAAUUCACACAGGGGAGAAUCCCUAUGAGUGCCAUGAAUGUGGGAAAGCCUUCAGUCGGAAGUACCAACUCAUUUCACACCAGAGAACUCAUGCAGGGGAGAAGCCCUAUGAAUGCAGUGACUGUGGGAAAACUUUUGGUUUGAAAUCACAGCUCAUUAUACAUCAGAGAACUCAUACAGGGGAGAAACCCUUUGAAUGCAGUGAUUGUCAGAAAGCCUUUAAUACAAAGUCAAACCUUAUUGUACAUCAGAGAACACACACGGGGGAGAAACCUUAUGGUUGUAGUGAAUGUGGGAAAGCCUUUACUUUCAAGUCACAGCUCAUUGUACAUCAGGGAGCACACACUGGGGUAAAACCCUAUGGAUGUAAUCAGUGUGGAAAAGCUUUCAGUUUGAAGUCACAGCUCAUUGUACAUCAGAGGAGUCACACAGGAGUGAAACCCUUUGGAUGCAGUGAAUGUGGGAAAGCUUUCAGAAGUAAAUCCUACCUCAUUAUACAUAUGAGGACUCAUACCGGGGAGAAACCACAUGAGUGCAGUGAGUGCGGGAAAUCCUUCAGUUUCAAUUCACAACUUAUUGUACAUCAGAGAAUUCACACAGGAGAAAAUCCCUAUGAAUGCAGUGAAUGUGGGAAAGCCUUUAAUAGAAAAGAUCAACUCAUCUCACAUCAGAGAACUCAUGCUGGGGAGAAACCUUACCAGUGCAGUGAGUGUGGGAAAGCCUUUAGUAGCAAGUCAUACCUUAUUAUACACAUGAGAACUCAUUCAGGAGAGAAACCAUAUGAAUGUAACAAAUGUAGAAAAGCCUUCAUUUGGAAGUCACUGCUUAUUGUGCAUGAGCGAACUCAUACAGGGGAAAACCCUUAUAAAUGCAGUCAGUGUGGUAAAUCCUUCAGUGGAAAAUUACAGCUUGUUGUACAUCAGAAAAUGCACACAAGAGAGAAGCCCUAUGAAUGCAAUGAGUGUGAAAAAGCCUUCUUUAGGAAAUCUCAGCUCAUUGUACAUCAGAGGAUUCAUUCAGGGGAGAAACCCUAUGGAUGCAGUGAAUGUGGAAAAACCUUCUCUCAGAAAUCAAUUCUCAGUGCACAUCAGAGGACUCAUACAGGAGGGAAACCCUGUAAAUGCACUGAAUGUGGGAAAGCCUUUUGUUGGAAGUCACAGCUCAUUAUGCAUCAGAGAACUCAUGCAGAUGAGGAAUGUAUUGGUGAAUUAAAUGUAAGAAACUUUGUCUCGAAAGUCAAUUCACAGGAAGUUUGAGAAAGUUCAAACGGAAGAGAGACUUUGUAAAUGAAAUCAUCACAUUGUACACCAGAAAACUCAUACUGAAUAGAAACUUUAUGUAUGUACAGCAUGUGGAAGGGCAUCCACAGUAAGCUGGUUUUUUAUACACACAAAAAAUACCAGUAAAUGUACACAGGAACCCUAUGAAUUCAGUUAACCCUGUGAAAGUUCUCAGUGGAAGUCAUAACUUUAAGUUCAUGCAGCUGAGGAAAAAUAUGAAUGAAGUGAAUGUCAGAAAGUCAUUUUUAAUACACUAAACAUUCAUGAAAAGGAAAUUCCAUAACACAAAUUAGGAUAGAAUACAAUCCUUUGGAAUUCAUAAUUUAUUAAGGAUUAAGAUAAUGAGAGAAAAUACAGAACCAAUGAAUUAGAAAUAUCCGAAGCUCAUACCUUGGAGAAAUCAUGCUAUAAGUUAGGGAAUUUCUUCAUCUAAAAUUGACAAAACUUCAGCCAAAAAAAAAAAAAAGAUCUAUGAAUGUUGCAGAUGGGGCAAAGCCUCAUUAAGAGGGUUUGCUUCAAAUUUUUUUUUGAUUCAUUUGGAAAGAAUAAUCAUAAUUUAAGGAAAUUAUGUUCCAUAUGUUCCAAACCUUUAGGAAAAGAUUGGAGAAACUAUUUAACUAUCAAUGAUAGGCAUGUUCAUAAAAGAACAUAAAGAUUUUUCUUUCUUUUUUUAUUUUUCUUUUUCAGCCACCCUGAGGCAUAUGGAGGUUCCGGGCCAUGGAUCAGAUUGGAGCCAGGUCCUUUAACCCACUCUGUUGGGCCAGGGAUCAAACCUAUGUCCUGUUGCUACAGAGAUGCCACUGAUCAUGUUGCACCACAGCAGAAACACCAGAUUUUUUCAAAGUGUGUAAAUAAAUGUAAUAAUUGGGAUAACAAUAAGGAUUAUAUCAUGAGACCUAGGGGGAUAUUUAGGUGUUAUCUUCUCUUUACUAUAAAUAGGAGUUUUUUGCAGUUUGACAUUUUAUUUGUGAGUGCCACAUUUAAUAGAUAAAUUAGCUAGAUAAGAAUACCAUCCUAUCCCUUUCCCAGGGAUUUCUACUCUGCAUAACAACAUUCUUAAAUCCAACUUGUUACUAGAAUAAUGCAGCAUUAAAUAUGCAUUUCAGUGCUUCAAACCUUUUCUCUAUUUUGUACUCUUUGUAAGUGGGCCUGACAGCUACCUCUUUAGUUAUAUAAUCAACAUAGUGCACGUUUCAUGUCAUUACAACCGGUUCAGCCCUCACUGGAUAGAAUCUUGAUUUCCUUUAAGAGAAUUCACAGUGUGUGUAGUCAUGAUGGGAUCAUCAUUCAAAAUGCCCUGCCAGGAGUUCCCAUUGUGGCUCAGUGGGUUAAGAACCCAACUAGUAUCCAUGAAGGUGUGAGUUUGAUUCCUGGCCUUGCUAGGGUGGGUUAAGAAUCUGGCAUUGCCAUGAGCUGUGGUAUAGUUCACAGAUACAAGCUCAGAUUCCUGAGUUGCUGUGGCUAUGGUAGGCUCGCAGCUGCAGCUCCAAUUCAACCCUUAGCCUGGGAAUUUCCAUAUGCCACAGGUGUGACCCUAAAAAGAAAAAGAAAAAAAAAUAAAAACAAACACAAAGUACCCUGCCAGGAGUUGGCUGAGAUGCUCUAAAAAUUAAAUUUUCAAUGGACUUAAGGAGCACAGAAAAGAAAACAUAGCAUUUGUUUUUUGGUAGCAUCUUGCAAUUAUUUAUUCAUUCCUUCUACACAUAUUAUCCAGAAUAGCUUUAAUUAUUAUCACUUUUUAAUCCUUGUUCACUUCUCUCUUAACUAGAGCAAUCUGGUAUCCUCUCAGUAUAUUUAAGGGAUACCUUUAAGUGAUGCUAUUGAAAUGUGUGAAAAAUCAUUCUACCAGUUGUUUUGUCAGGUGUUUCACAACCUCACCUUAGCGUGAGUGAGCAUUAAUCCAGAAAGAGUUGGGACCCUGAAAAUUAGGUUAAGGGUAUCUGGAGGAAUAUGAGGAUUCAAAAUGCAAAUAUUUCUGAAACACCCAGUACUUCAGCAGAAAAUCCCAUCUCUAACCCAAAGAAACAUUUUUCUAGUAGUGAACCCAAUUCCAUCAUUGCCAGCAGAACUACCAUAUUUGUCUUAAUGGUGAUGUGCCUGGCUAAAAAGCUGCAUUUCUCCAUUUUCUUUGUAGCUAAGUGUGAUCAUGCUACUAACUCUGAGUAGCAAUGGAAGUAGAAGUUGCUGAGAGAGAAUAAUGGGAAAGUUCUUCAAGGGGAGAACAAACAGGUGGGGAAAUCCUGCUAGGCUCUCUUAGCCAUCCUAGAACCAUCUGAGAAUCCUCUUGAGGGUGGAAGCUGCUCUCUCCAGGGCAGUAGAGAGAAGACUGACAUGGCUCUUUGGUAAUGAUGGAGCUGCCCUAGACCACCAAACCCGGGCAUCUUUUUUACACAAGGGGAAAAUGAACUAUCUUGUUCAAGGCAUCUUUUCUUUUUUCAUUGAGAGGAGGGUUCAUUUAUGUGCAGCUGAACCUGAUCCUAAUUGAAACAUUUUAGGAUGUUUGGAAGAUGUAACAUUAGAAAAUCGUUUUUGUGAAAUGAGCCACAGUACCAGAAAAAAGUCAUGUGAGUAUUUCAGUAUGUGUAAAUAAUCAUUUAAUGGACUAUAUACCCAUAGAUGAAUUUAAAAUAUUUUUAAAUUGGAGCUAGAAAUGAUUUCAACUUUAACUUUGCAAAAAGUAUGUUCCAGAAACUAACAGAUGUCAUACUUAAUGGUAAAAUGGUAGAUGUAUACCUUUAAGUUAAGAAAAUUAAAGAAUGCUCAUCACUUAAAUUGAGCAGUAUAAUGGCAGUGCUAGCCAAUGUGUGAAAAGAAAAAACUGUAAGAUAUCGGGGGUUGAGGCAGAAGCAGAAAUGCCAUUUGGAGAUGUGAUUGUCUAUUUAGAAAAACCAAAAUAAAUGACAGGUGAAUAUUUAAACUACAGGCUAUAAGGCAAGAUAUUUCAUAUAGUUCUGAAAGCUGGCAGCUUGGCUGUAAGCACAAACUGUUCUCUAUAACAUCUCCAUCCUCAGAUCCCAGGCCCUGCUGAGGGAAACAUCCUGAUCUGCCCUCACAAUGUUAAGGCAGUUUUGCACUAAAUUGACCAAAAGCUUCAACGAAGCUUAGACAGCUGUAUAUACAAAUCAGAUUGCUUCAGCCCCACCCUGUCUCCCUGGCUGAGUUGACAUUAGGAAAUAGGUACCAUUUGGGGGAAGUAAAUCUAUACUCACAAGGUUACCUCAGGAAUAAAUAGGGGCUUACAUAAUAAUAAAAGCGUUAUUUUACUUGAAAGACAGUCCUAAACAUACAUGCACUUAAGAAAAUGUCAAAAUCAUACUUAAUGGUAAAAUGGUAGAUGUGCACCUACCAUUUACCCACUUAAUGGUAAAAAGGUAGAGGCAUACCUACCAGCAAAAACAGAGCUGACAGGCAAAUUAUACUCUACCAUUUUAGUUGAACACUUGAACAUUUGUUUCUAAGUAACAUGACUAAAUAAUGCCAUCAACAAACUAGACCUGGUAGACAUGUCUAGGACAUCCAACAGCUGAAUACACAUUCUUUCCAAUUGCACAUGAAGCGCUCACCAAUACAGUCUCAGCAAUUAAUCUUAAGAUUUUUAAAGUAACAAAUCAUACAAAAUGUCUUCAGAUUAUAAUGCAGUUUAAUAAGAUACCAGUCAAAGAAGAACAGGAAAAUCUCCAAAAACCUGGAAAUGAAGCAAGAUAAUUUUCAAAUAAUUCAUGAGCAUAAGCAAUUUCAAGAAAAAUAGGAAAAAUGUUUUUGAACUAUUACUAUCUACAACAUAUACAAAUUAGAAUACAACAUACCAAAAUUCUUGAGAUGCAGAAAAAGCAGAACUUAGAGGGAAAUUUAUGGCACUAAAUGCUCAUAUUAGAAAAGGAUAAAGUUCUGCUAUAAAUCAAAAAUGCUAGAAAAAGAAGCAUAAAAUAGCCCCAUGUAAUGGCAAUGAAAUAAUAAGGAUAAGACAAGAAGUCAAUGAAAUAAAAGAACAGUGGAAAGAAACACAAAGAAAGCAACACAAAGCACACAUUUAACAACUUCAAUGUAAUGUAAUGGACUAAAUUCUUGAAAGACAAAAAUUCUUGAAAGACAAACUACCAGUAGUUCCCAUCAUGGCUCAGUGGAAAAAAAUCUGAGUAGUAUCCAUGAGGACGAAGGUUUGAUUCCUGGCCUCAUUCAGUGGCUUAAGGAUCUGGUGUUUCCAUGAGCUCUGGUUUAGGUUACAGAUGCAGCUCGUAUCCUGAAUUUCUGUGGCUGUGGUAUAGGCUGUUGCUACAGCUCUGAGGAUUGGACCCAUAGCCUGGGAACUUCCAUAUGCUGCAGGCACAGCCCUAAAAAAGAAAAAAAGAAAAAAAAAAAAAGCAAACUACCAAAACUUAAGAAGAAAUGAGUAACCUCUAUAUUGCUACAUUUAUUAAAGAAGUCAAAUUCAUGGUUAUCUCCCAACAAAGAAAAAUCCAUGCUCAGAUCAUUUCACUGGUGAAUUCUAUCAAAUAUUUAAGAAAGAAAUAAUACUAGUUCUAUACAAACUCUUCUAGAAAAUACUUGGUAACUCAUUUUAUGAAGUCAAGAUUAUACUGAUUUUUUUUAAAGAUACUACAAAUUUUUUAAAAUACAGAUAUUCCUCAUGAAUAUAGAUAUAAAAAAUCCUCAAUAAAAUGCUAGUUAAUUUAAUCCAGCAAUAUUUAAAAGGGUAAUACAUGAAGUCAAAUUGGAGUUUAUCUUGGGAACACAAAGCUGAGACUGAUUAAGUACUUAAAAUCCAACCAAAUUCAUACCUAACCAAAAAAAGUAAAAAUCAUGAUCACAUCAGUUGGUGUAGUAAAAAAGCACUUGUUCAAAGUCCAUAGCAUUCAUGAUUCAAAAAAAAAAAAAAAAACCUCAGCAAACUAGGAAUAGGAAUUAGCUUCCA
Molecule: messenger RNA, 8491 nt
Organism: Sus scrofa (pig)
Lineage: Eukaryota; Metazoa; Chordata; Mammalia; Artiodactyla; Suidae
Source: RefSeq, a predicted model, not a curated record